Ictalurus furcatus (blue catfish) is the source of this 6541-nucleotide messenger RNA. RefSeq names its product stereocilin. Bases 195 to 6203 code for a protein of 2002 amino acids. The record is from RefSeq and is a predicted model, not a curated record. Gene Ontology annotation, cellular component: kinocilium; cell surface; stereocilium tip. NCBI's taxonomy places the organism in Eukaryota, Metazoa, Chordata, Actinopteri, Siluriformes, Ictaluridae. The transcript has 27 exons. Gene Ontology annotation, biological process: cell-matrix adhesion.
CAAAGUAAUGGCAGUCUGUUUUUCUUUAGUGAAAGUGUAAUCAAGUGACUCUGAGCAGUCAUUAACAUUUUAUAUCCAUUCUGCAGUGUGACACUGUACUCCCUGAGAGUCUCAGGCUAAAAGGAACUCUGUAACAGGUGCUUUCUCAAAGGAGCAUCGGUAUGAUUUCAUCCAUACGGUCUUGAAACUCAUGAAUGGCACUCAGAAUGGGGAAGUUUGGGAUUAUAAUGGGGUUGAUUGUCUUAUUGGGUCAAGUAUCCUCCAUUUCUGAAGGUGAGAAAAUGCAUGUUGUGUUUAUUCUACCAUCGUUUGUGCUCUUUAAUCAAUGUGUAGUAGGCUUUACAUCCAAAUAUCAUAUUGCAGGAAAUAAAAAGGAGGACCAGAGAGAAGUAAUUCUGAAAGAGUUGGUUGAGAUAUGGCGGAAGGGUGGAGGCUGGUACCCCCGUAGAGAACAACCAUCUCCAGAGAAUAGAAAGGAUGAACAAAUCCAUACAGUCCUAAGGAACAUUGUUGGAGGUCUUAAGUCUCUAGGACUCCUGCCCAAGAAAUCUACUGGUUUACCAUCUCUUAACAAGCCACUUGACCGGAACAGGCUGUCAGGAUUUCUUUAUAACAUCUCAAUGUAUCUUCAAGAAAUGAGUGCUGAAAUAGAUGAUGAUCUGCCUUUCAGUGAUGAUCAUUUUUGGGAAAACUUGUUGCAUUCUUUCAUCCAGUCUGAUGGAAAAAUGCCACUAGGAGAUUGGGCUGGGAGGGUUCCUCCUCGACCAAGCUUCAGGCUUCAAGACCUCUUCCUCUCUCUAAGAGGCAGCCCACAUUGGGAUGGACUACUUGGACUGGUGCAGAGCAUCCUUACCCUCUUAGAACAGCAGCCACAAAGACCUCUUCUCACAUUUGUGUCACAGAACUGGAAGACCAUCAGUGCCUUGCUUGACACUGCUCUACAAGCUCUUGUCAGUGGGACCUAUAGCCAGGCCAUUGCAGGUCUGCAGGGAUUUAUCUGCAUCCUGAAAGGGCAAAGUGAUUGUGCUUUCAACCUGAGCUGGCUGCAGCAACUCCUGACAUUCCUAGAGACAAGGAACUGGAAACCUGUGGUGAAUCUGCACCCUGCAGGAGUAUCCAGUGACCAAAGGGAUGGUACCUUCUUGGCAGGACGUUUUAAGCCAUUUAGCAUUCCAGCUGAGGCUUUACGUGAGGAAAACAAUAAAUCUCAAGACAUGGAGAGCCUUAGCUAUAUGCAAGCUCUAUUUCUGCAGGCCCUGUCGAAUUCAAACACUGGGGAAAGAGCAGUACAGUUUGCUGAGCGUAAUCCUGCCCUUGUCCAGGGUCUUGAUGGCCUCCGGCGUGGAUUCCUGCACAGAGUGGGUAGCACAGUGUACAGUAAUCUGAGGAGGAAGGUGUCACGUGUGACCAUGGCACUGCUGGAUGAUCUAGGUAGCAUGGCUGGUGAGCCACAGUCCACUCAGCUGGGAAGAUGUUCUGUAGGUGACCUGAGACAACUGAUAUUGUGGGGUAUUAGACAUAACCUGACAUGGAAUGCUCAAGCCAUGGGUUUCACCUCACAUGGUUUACCGAGUCGGCCAUCUUUGAUGUCCUGUUCAUCUUCAGAGACGGAAAAACACAACUCGAAACAACAGCAAUCGUCGAAAAGAUCCAGACUCCUCCAGCCUCAGCCAUUGUUCCAUGAUCAAACAGAUUCAGAGCUGUUAGCCUCCGCAGAGAUCCUGGAAGCAGCCUGCAAUGCCUCCAUUCCAGGUCUCACUGGUGUUUCAAACUUUACUGUGUUUCUCUACUGUAAUCUAUUUGAUGGAGGUGAUGCAACGUUGGACCCGGAGGCUAGCCAUGUAGUUCCUGACCUGCAUGUCAGCUGUUCUAAUGCGGCAUGGUACCUCUCUGCUGCAGAGGAAGAUUUCCUGUGGGUACAUGUGUGCAGUGAAUUCUUCGCACAGGAUUUCAAUAAUACAGUAUGUGCCAACUCUUCCUUCUGGCUGCAACGAGCCCAUCAGGCUGCUGUUACCAAGGACUACCAUUUCCUCAACCAAUCAAGUAUUGAUGACCUCUGCGUACAACUCUCCAGUGAAGUUGCUGGAAGUUCCACAAGUAUUGCAACUGAGGACUGCUUAGAACUGCUCAGUGCUAGAUCUCUAAGUGCACAAGAGUUCAGGAGGUGUUUUCUGCCUAACAACUCCGCUCUGAUAUUAGCCUUGUGUGGCAAUGCAUCAUAUCCAUUAGUUCACACUGGCUGGGCUGCAGAAUAUUGCUCCAAAAUCCUGAAUAAAGAUUCCCACCAUGACUCCAAAAAUGUUCUCUGUGACUUUUUAAAUUGGACUGCAGAGCAUUUCACCAACUCCGAUCUGCUUGAACUCUGUGGAGACACAGCAGGUCUGAGGGACUACAUUUGCAAGAACAUGAGUUUGUAUGUCAUUCUGGUUCCUAAGCAACCCAUACUCUUAGACUACUGCAACUCCAAAUCAGAACCAAAGCAGGAGACCCAAUGUGUCCUCCAGCAGCUGUUUAACAUGCUGCCUGCCCCGUAUGAUUUUGACGCUCAUCAGCUCUGUAUAAAUCCUAUUCCUAUCCUACAGGAAGCUGUAUACAAAUUAAACCAUUGUGAGGGAGUUGUGGAUGAACGUGUGGGCUGGCUAGCCACUGUAAGCUAUGUGCUCCAAGUGUUAGAUUUUGUUGUGGGGCUCUCAGCAGGCCUUGAAGAAGGGGAACGCGAGGUCCGCCAGGGUCUCGGCCAAGCUAUUCUUCUGUCCAGACUUCUGGACAAUUCCUCUUUCUGGACAACCCUCAGGCCUGAUGCAUCUGUUAGUGUGCUCCACACUGUUGGUGUCUUUCUCAGACGGGAACAGAAUCUCUCUCUUAAGGAAGAUCUUCUUAGCUGUUUUAGUCCUGUCCUCUGGGAUCUCAUUCAAAAAGAGGACAACUCCUCUGCAUUGAGAUUUUUACUACAGGAAUACCUCCAGAUGCCAAGAGAAAGAAUACGCACUCUAGUGUUGUCUGCAGAAAAAGAUGCAGUGAAAAGAUUUCUGUCUCAUGUACAUCAGAGCUGGGACCAGCUCCAAGCUUCCCCAAAGGAAAAGGAGGCCAUGGAGACUAUGACCGCAGCCUUCAUCCACAAAUUCCCACGUGUUACGCCAGAGCUAUUUGUCGACCUCUCACAGUUCAUCCCCUACAUGUCUGUAUCUGACAUAAUGAAUUUUCCUGCAUCGCUGAUUGCCAACGAUAGUGUGUUGAUGGCUAUUCGAGAUCACAGCUCGGAGAUGAAGACUCCUCAGAAACAAGCUUUCGCAAAACGUCUCCUACAGUCAAAUGCGGUAGGAGAUGUUUCCUCCUGGCCACCAUACUUUCUCACCUCAGUUCUUCCCCUCCUCCCACAUCUUCCUGUCAGCCACUUCCAACAUCUGACAUCCCAGCAGCUCAGCCCGCUGGUCGAACAGCUGGCUAAUAGCAGUCUGGAUGCCAUAAGGGGGAGACACGUGCUUCGCACCCUGUUCAGCAAGAGGAAGAAUCUCACUAGUGAGACAAUAAUGAGGUUAGGCAUCCUAAUAUGUUACAUGAAUUCAGAUGAACUGCAUCGUUUCCUGUCUAUACCCCCUGUAUCACCUGCUCUGUGGCAACAGCUUGCACAGUGUAUUUCAGAUGGCCAUGUCAGUGGAAAUGGCAGACUUUCCCAUUGGCUGGCACUUGCUCUCAAACCCCUUAAUGCCAGCUUGUUGUCUUCUCCGAUGCUGGCCUCUCUCCAUGGAGUUUUACCCCAACUUGGUGCAUCAUUCCUGCAGUCAUUAUCCUCAAAUGAUUUAUUGGAACUCUUCUCUCAGCCUGAUAUACCUACUUUCCCACCUGCACAGGCAUUCCAAAUUUUAAACAAAAUAUUCCAAGAAACAAAUGUCAGUGCCAACACAUUAUGCAGGCUAAAGCCGUUAUUUCAUGGUUUAGCUCCUGCUUUCUUGAGAAACUUGAUUGUACCUGACUCGAUGGGAACGGCAGAUUGUCAGUGUUGGAGCUCUCUGCUGAGCGACCUGCAGCCUGCUCAUCUUGCAAUGGUGCAUAGCGCACUACAGCAGGUUCUGGAGCAUUUGUCAACCAAUAACACACUCUACCUGCACUGCCUUUUACCCUUCAUUUCCUUGAAAAAACUGGCCACUGAGCUUGAUGGACAAACGAUCCUUCAUCACAUUCAUCUGUACAGAAACAUGUCCUGGUCACCUCAACAGGCUCAGUCGCUUUUCAGAAUGAUUCAGCAGACUGAAAACAUCACCCGAGAGACAGUACUACAUUUAGGCCGCAUUGCAAGUGGCAUGAGCUGUAAGAGCCUACAGCUUUGGGCCAAUGAAUCAGACUUCUCUGAACUGGUACGGUUUAUUACAGAGUUGCCCGGCGGAUUGAGGCCAGCUCUGAGGAAGUGUGUGGUAGAGGAACUUGGAAAAAGGCCAGACAUGGAUCUAGAGGACUUCGACCCAUCUUUCACUGCAGGAUUACCCGUGAGGAUGAUUGAGCGCCUGUCCAACGCAUCACUCUGGGCUGUCCUGAACCACGUUCGAAGACACUUUAUUGAUUUCCUGGAGCUUCCACGCCACAAGCAGAUGACCUUGGCUGAGAAAGCUAUUGAUGUGCUUGUGAGAGAAAUAGCUUUUGGAAACUUCUGCAUGGGUGGAAUAUUUGUCCACUCUUGUUUAUCUUUUUCAUCUUUCCUGAAAUAUCUUUUCCAACAUUUCUGUCAGAUAAUUGCUGAGGACAGAAUCUCCGGGGUCUCCAUGGACCUGCUGGGUCCUCUUCUCUUCUUCCUGGACAGGGACUUGUUGUCUCAGGUGGACAGAGAGGCUCUGAAGCUGCGCCUCGAGGACCUGAAACAGUACUGCAUGCCCUCUGACACCUUCAGAGAAAUGGCUUCUCUGCUUACAGAGAGAAGUAUUCUAGGAGAGCCAAAGUCAUGGACAGUAGGAGAUGUUGAGCAUGUAGACCGACUAGUGUUUGCCCUGUCACCUCAACUGAUACGCUCUCUGCAACUGGAUGACUUAGGUAAAGACACGGUUGAGCAAGUCCUGCAAAGUCAGUGGCACUGGAAAGACACCGAGCUUGGUAAAGUGUGCGCGGACCCGAAAGGACUAAAAGACAAGAUUUACAGCUUAAUUCACAAAAUAAACAGAGGACAGAGAUGGGGCAGAAGAGAGCCAAUCCCGACUUGUGCGGAUAUCAAAGGGACUUUUCCUUCAGCAUGGCGCUGGUAUCAACUUAAUCGAAUGAAGAGAAGAGAAUUGAAGGAGUGUGUUGAGUUCCUGGGUCAGGAUGGUUCUCUUGAUGCUGAGCAACGCUGGGCACUGUGGACAGAACUCCGACCGAUUUAUAAGCCAGUAAGGGCACUCAGACCAGCACAGGUACUGGAGCUGGGCUGCAUCAUCACUGAGAUGAGCGAGAGAGAGCUGCAGGCUGUGAACUUGUCUGACUUAGGUGUGGUGGCUCAUCUUGGAAGCUUUAAAGCAUGGAACCCAAGAAAAAGGAGAGCAGCUCUGCAGGGAUUCCUGCGCCGCCGCAAAGAGAAGCCUGAAGACCUUGGAGCGGUCGAGUUGGUUUCUCUUGGCAAUCUACUAUGUGGCUUCACUCCUGCAGAAAUUUCCCGUCUAGACCCAUUUAGCCUGAGCAUGGCUGCUAUGUUCCUGAGGGAGACAUUCCUGCCCUGCUUUGAGCAGCAGACUGAGGCUCUGACCGCUCGACUCUCCAGCCCUCUGGCCUUCGGUCCUGUCAGCGGCUGGAGCGCUGACAUUUUCACUGAGAUUGGGGCUCUGGCAGCUGUACUGGAUGACAUGGUGUUGUCCUCCCUUGUGAAGGAACAAAUAGAAGGGCUAACUCCAUUAGCAAUAUCCCUGAUACCUCCAAAAAAGAUGGCUGUUGUGUUCAGCGCAAGUCAGCUGUCAUGGCUGACCUCUGAACAGGCAUGGGCCGUGACAGACGAGCAGUGGCAAAAGCUGGACAGUGAGCAGAAAGAAGCAUUAAGCAUGGCAUUGUAUGAAGGGGAUGUGAUGCUUGUACACAGAGGUCAGUCAAGACAAAGAAUAAAAGGCAUUAAUACAAAAGGAAUGAGACACGAUGUCGCAUGGCCUUACGGGAAAAUAAUCAACCAUCCGGAAGUUGAUUAUUUACCAAUAACCCCACAUGCUGAAGUGUUUUAUUCCUCUUAUACCACAGCCAUUUGCCAACAAUAACAUUUACAAAUAAUGUUAUUUAUUACAGAACAACGCAUCAUAUGAUUUAUCUGUUUAUAGUUACCUUUAAUUUUGUAGAAUAUCUGUGAAACAAGUUCUUGUUAUCACUUAUGUUAUAGCAAUAAUGAACAGUUGUUCCUUUGCCAGCCUCUCUCUUUUUUCUCUCUCUUAAAGUGAAUAAGACAAAAAUACAGCUCGUCAUAUUGCAGAGAAACCUCAAACCCCUCAGAAAGACUUUCCUGUGUCAGAAAACUUCACGUUAGAGCUUUAUUCCUGAAUGUUACACAGCACUGGCACUGGAGACUCCUUCCAAAAACACUAAAUAAACCUCUCCUUAC